CUGUUGCGCUAUAUCUCCUUUUUGCUUGCAGCGUUUGGGUUACAUGACUCUUUCGUUUCUUCCUGCCAGGACCAUCCAGUCUAUAUAUAGAUGGACCUGGCAAGGCCACUUGUUGAUCAUGCGUUUCUUUCGUUUUGCUUGUCUGUUUCGAGGUACAUAUGCAUUGAUUGGGACAGCAUGGCAUCCGGCGUACGGGGACGAUUCGACGAAGCGCAGAAAGCGCAGAGGCGCUUUUUCAUCGUUUUUUAUAUGAAAGAUCUACUUGCAUGGCGUGGUGGCGUUGUUCAACUAUACUUUCCGAUUUUGUGUUAUAUAUUCAUCAAGUCUUGGUCCCUGACUUCCUGACGCAGAUAUUGUUUUAUUCAUAUGCCCGCAUAGUUGGGACAUGGGGUCCAAUGUACUAUGUUUGGGUUGGUCAUUUCCGCUUCGUGUAUCUUAUGUUCAUCAGGGAUUCGUCUUGGAGUUUGAUUGGUAUCUGAUGUGUUUUAUAUUUUGUUCUUCCAGUGAG
Messenger RNA from Aspergillus glaucus CBS 516.65, 508 nucleotides. RefSeq lists its product as uncharacterized. Bases 91 to 345 code for a protein of 84 amino acids. NCBI's taxonomy places the organism in Eukaryota, Fungi, Ascomycota, Eurotiomycetes, Eurotiales, Aspergillaceae. The transcript is spliced from 2 exons. The record is from RefSeq and is a predicted model, not a curated record.